UAACGUUUCCGGAUGAACCAUUUUCCUGCCUUCCCCUUGCCCAAGAAACAUUUGCCGUUGUCAAAACAAAUGGCAGAGGGAGCUGGGAAGAUGGAGCUUCAUCUACUGAGCAUGCUGAUGCAACUAUUCAUCUUGAGGACCGGGCAAGCUCUCAUGACAAAGAUUGUUUGUGCAUCUGGAGAACAAACCUCACUUCCCUGCGAAGUCUCAAGCUCCCAUACACGUUGGUUCUGGUUCCCCUUGAAUCCCACAUGUGCUAACAUAAGUGGGAAUUGGGUGGAGAUAGCCCAGAAUCAUACCACACAUGAAGUGACUCCUCUUCGGUUCAACCAGCGCCUGACAUUCUACAAUCAAAAAUCAUUGCUUCUCAGGAAUCUGGUCAUGAGCGAUGCUGGUAUCUAUCUGUGCCGCCUCCCCAAUGGCUCAGAAACUCACACUGAACUGCAGGUGGACCCAGGCUGCCACAACAACCUGCUUGUCUCCUAUGAGUGGCUUCAUCCUUCUUUGUUGAAACUCAGUUGCCAUCACUGCAUUUUCCAGAGGAGGACAGACUCUUUCCGCUGGGUGGUGAAUUCAAAGCCACUGGGGAACCGACGCUGGGCUAAGAAGAGCAACCAUGGGUCUACCGUCAUGCUACAUCCCUUCCGGCAAACCGUUUGGGGCCGCUGGGAGUGUCAUUCCCUCGAUUACACUUCCUGGGUCUCUGAAAUUUGUUUGGUUGCGCCCAUCAGAUACAUGGAAGCAGAUUUCGGUUCUGCAGACACAACAUCGUGGGCCUCCUUCCUUUCGUCAAGUUCUCCCCUUGCUAGGACCACAGAUGUUACACCCACUGGGCAUGCUCUGAAGAGGAUAGCUGUCUGGAUUUGGACCUUGCUGUUGGUGGGGCUGGUUUUGCUCCUGGCUGCUCUCGGAAUGGCUGUGUGGUUGAAGAGGAAACACCAAGAAAGAAAGAAAUGGACAGAUCCAACCAGACAGAAGGAAAUAAUGAAAAAGGAGAAUCUGGAUGAGAUCUUCUCUCCUUGUGGUUCCUCCUUCCAGAGACCUGCUUCCCUUUAUUAUGCUCAACUACAACAUCCCCGAAGGAAAUCCACCAGCAUUCGAACCGCAGACAGCUCCACGGUGUAUGCAGUCAUCGUCUGACACCAUUUCCAUCAUUUUUCACUCAUGCCUUAAGAGGGAGAGGGAGAGAGAGAGAUACACACACUAUUUCAUGACCUACAAACACUGCUCUGUAAAGUACUAGAAGAUUAUAGUAGACUUUCUACAUAUUUCCAUCUCUAAAUGUUUGGCUCAAACGAGAUGUUAGCGGAAUGCUGAUUCUGUUUGAUUACCCCUUUUCCUCUCCCACAAUAGCAUCUCAACACAGACAAUGAGACUUGCAAAAUAAACUUGUUUGUACUUUCCAAUGGGCAACCACAAAUCCCCUCACUCUACACAAAGAAUACACCGAAUAAGGAAAAUCAUGUGCUAUAUAUAAAAAUGUUACCAUCUGAGGGAACAUCUCUUCUGAAAAUUUCAUAAGCUUAUUGUCUCAUUCCCAACAUCUGAAGACAAAUACAAUCUGUCCCGUCCAGCUCCCUGAUUUUGCUGGUUUUGGGACUGCCU
This is a messenger RNA of Pogona vitticeps (central bearded dragon), 1605 nucleotides long. RefSeq lists its product as uncharacterized. NCBI's taxonomy places the organism in Eukaryota, Metazoa, Chordata, Lepidosauria, Squamata, Agamidae. The record is from RefSeq and is a predicted model, not a curated record.